Aspergillus puulaauensis is the source of this 174-nucleotide messenger RNA. It is a transcript of the gene PMP3, whose product is annotated as YqaE/Pmp3 family membrane protein. NCBI's taxonomy places the organism in Eukaryota, Fungi, Ascomycota, Eurotiomycetes, Eurotiales, Aspergillaceae. The record is from RefSeq and is a predicted model, not a curated record. The coding region runs from base 1 to 174 and encodes 57 amino acids. Gene Ontology annotation, cellular component: membrane. The transcript has 3 exons.
AUGCCUUUCACUGCCUCUGACAUUUGCAAGCUUAUCUUCGCCUUCAUCCUGCCCCCUCUUGGAGUGUUCCUUGAGACAGGGUGCGGUGCUGAUCUCCUCAUCAACAUCUGUUUGACCAUCCUUGGUUGGAUUCCUGGUAUCAUCCACGCAAUCUACAUCAUCUUCAAACACUAG